This is a messenger RNA of Carassius gibelio (silver crucian carp), 834 nucleotides long. Its product is annotated as otospiralin-like. Bases 73 to 339 code for a protein of 88 amino acids. The transcript is spliced from 4 exons. Gene Ontology annotation, biological process: sensory perception of sound. The record is from RefSeq and is a predicted model, not a curated record. NCBI's taxonomy places the organism in Eukaryota, Metazoa, Chordata, Actinopteri, Cypriniformes, Cyprinidae.
ACUUGGUGUUCUUAAACGUCUGGGCACCGUUAAACACCACAGUCUCCAGGAAUAGCUGCUGCAGUGGUGACAAUGUUUCGUCUGUGUUUCUCACUCUUCCUGGGUUUGCUUUGGCUUGGACUGCUCUGUCUCACAGAGGCAGUGGAAAACCAAGCUGAAUCAAGGGAAAAAAGGAGUGUUCCUAACUGGGCGCUGACAUCCUCAGACUUUUUCGCCUGGAUUGAAGAGCUGCGUUCUCACGCUGGCUAUGACAAGAUUGAGGAAUUGGCCAGAACCUUCUGGGCUCACUUCCCUUCCGCCAGCCGCCUGGGUUAUGACCCUCCCGCUCCAGAAGAAUAAAGCCAUCUGAGCUGGAGUCUGUGUUGUAAAGGCUAUUUGCCCCUUUCCUUCAACACAGCUCUUGGAAAAAGAGACGAACAGUCUUUAUUAUUUAGCUUAACUUGAUUUGAGCCAGGACAAUAUCUUGAGAAAGUUUUUGUUUUUGAGAAAGGUUUGUUUUAUUUUUAUUUUUUUGUUAAAAGUUAUGUAAAACCGCUUAUGUAACAGCAUCCAAAAUCCAGUAAAAGUGUCUUGCUCACAAACUGUCUUUUAUUGCUUGGACAAAAUAGUUACUUCUCCUGGUUCUUCUUUAAAAUAAAUGUACACUCUGGAUUUUAACUUGCUGCAAAAUAAAUCAAAUAUAACAUCAUGAAUGUACGCUACACACAGAGCAACAACAGAGCUCGCAGGUGUGCUGUUAUCAGGUGGGAAUGCCGUCCAGGUGCAUAGAGAUGACCUCUGAGUGAGGGUCACCCCCCUCAGGACAAGUACAGUACAUGCAGGAACACGGUCAAA